This is a messenger RNA of Suillus paluster, 5936 nucleotides long. RefSeq lists its product as uncharacterized. The transcript has 11 exons. The record is from RefSeq and is a predicted model, not a curated record. The coding region runs from base 182 to 5773 and encodes 1863 amino acids. NCBI's taxonomy places the organism in Eukaryota, Fungi, Basidiomycota, Agaricomycetes, Boletales, Suillaceae.
CGUUUCGAUUGUUCUUGUCCUCCCAGGUUCCAGCGUCGACGGUAGUAGGUGCGCGUCUCCUGCGCAUGCUCUUGGUUUUUAGAUACCCAGAGGAAGAUUCGGAAUCAUAGACGGUGCAUAACUCAGUCUACACUGACAUUCAGCGCCGAUUUGUUCACAGGACAACAUAAAUUUCUGCGUAAUGGAUUCGCAUUCGCGUCAACCGCCGCCUAGGCUGAGCAUACCCCCAAUGCUCACAAUGCAGCAGCCUUUUGAUGGCAGGCAACCCAUGUUUUCACCUGCUCUUCCUACCGCUCUCCAACAUAGUUUUCAUCCUCCACCUUAUCUUAUGAAUGGUCCUCCGCUUCAAACACCUAUGCAAUCUUUUUUUCCUCAUCAACCGCCUCCUGCUCCCGCUCGUCCAUCCUACGCGCAGCACAGAGGUCACGCAAGCAUGGCUCAUUUUCCUGGUUACCCACCACCGAACGCCAUUCCCAUGACUCCUUUGGGUUCUGCUUUUCCGCCUCACAUGGUGCCGCAGUUUGGUCAACCUUUCAUUCCUCGGAAUAGAAGAGCUCCAAGCGUUAGCAUAGGUGGUCCACCCAAAGCACCUCUUGGAGGACCAGGACGCAAGCAUAGCCCCUUGCCUCCUCCGCAGGCUGCACCCACUCCAGUCCCAAAGGGCAAGAAGGUAGUUGUAAAUAUACCGGUGGAAACAAUCCCGGGUGACGCUGAAGAACCGUCAACGCGUCCACCGUGGGCACGAACUCCGGUAGCUGCAGUCAAUCUGGAAGAGCCUGAAGUUAUCGCGCCUGAAGUAGAUUCAGCUGAGCUCUAUCCACCGGAUUCAUGGCGGCGAGAUAUCCCUGAUACAGUGGAUGUAUUUCUUCCUGGAAAGGUUGCUUGGGAUGAUAUAAAGCAGCGAGUCAUCGAAGAGAAGCUUGAGAGGUUGGGCGUAGAGAGAGGGUCAGGAGGUGCCCUUCCAAUUCACGCCCCUCAUGCCCGUGCAGCAUCAAUUUCGUCUCCUGCUGAUCCGUCUCUACUGCACUUCAAGUUGAAUAAAUUGCAGCAGUCUCAGACCGCAUCCUCAUUAAAUUCUCUGUCAAAUUCGCCUCAACCACCAUUCAAUUUGUCUCCGUCUCCGCAUCAAUUUGCUCCUCGAUUCCAAAAUAGGCAUGGUCACAGCCUGUCCCUUGCACACCCUCCUCCACUCCACGAACAUUUCUACAUUCCAACCGCAGCGUUCAAUCCUUUUGGCCCAAGCGCAGUCCUCGGCUCCGACAGCAUUGAAACAGACAUCCCUAUCCAGCCAAUCCAUGCUCCUAUCGAAGGUAUUCAUGCUCCACAAGGCCGUGUCCCUGUUUCUGUCCCGUCUCUUAUUCCUCCCGGCAUCUCUCGUGGAAGCAGUCGUCCUGAUUUCACACGUGGGUUUGGCAUCGACAUCCCAGAGGAGGAAGAGCCUCAGGAGGAUGAAGUACCCGUUGGCAUGGAUGACAAUGCCGCAAUUGAAGUCGAAGGACUUGACGAUCUAGAUGUAGGGAGAGAUGCGACGACAGUUGCACUGAGCAGGUUGCAUUCAAGGCAUGUGUCACGGCUGUCGGCUGCAUUAUCAUUGCGAUCGGUCGGUGGGGUCACUGAGGGCGCCAUGUCAGAGGUUAAUAUGGUACCCAUCCGGAGUCCGGCUGGCAACCCACGCAUUGAUGACCUCGACGAAGAGGCGGUUGGAGAGUGGACCGGAUCGGAGGACAUGCAUCCAGAUAGGGAACAAUCAGAUGACGAAGAGAGCAUUGGCGAGUGGUCUAACCCCUCAGACGAAGAGCGUGCUCGUCAAAGUCGGGUGCAACGCCGUAUGCUACGUCAAAUGAAACAGGAAGCUGAGAAACCAAGACGUCUACCCAAUUUUCCCGUUCCCCCGGGUGGUGGCCUCGGCGUGUCUUUACGCGGUGACUAUGACAUUGUCUCGAAUCCAAGCGAGGAGGAUCACCAAGGAGAACUGCAUAAUCCAUUCCUCGGCGUGGAUCUGGCAGAUUUCCCUGUUAGGCCGUUGUCGGCGUCUACAACUGGAAGGCGACCUCUACCUCCUCUCCCCCACUCUCGUGGUGCAUCGGGACAAUAUUCGGUGCAUGACCCCGCCCUCGCCCACUCGCGCAAUACCUCAGAACAGGUUCACGUCAACAUUGAAGGGCCAGCCCACUUCCCCCAGUCAUCUUCGUCUGGAGCGCUGAAUCCGCACGCGAAGCCUUUCGUGUUUGGUGCAGCCCGGCAGUCUGGUUCAUGGUCCCUCGAGGCCGCACCGACGCAGGUUCCCUCCUUUGGCCAUGCACGCCUUCCAUCCCUCGGAAAGCCACUCAAUGCGGCUGCACAAGAGUUCAAGCCAACAGGGUUCACCUUCCGUCCACCGCCUGGGGUGCCUCGCAUGUCCUUCCCCUCAUCCGAGCCUUCGCGACCAUUGCCAGUCCCACCCGUCAAACCAUCACCCGCACGUGCUCAACAAGGACGAGAGAAAAGGCAGCGCCGCGGGUCCCGCUCAUCCAUUGAUGAUGACGACGACGACGACGACGACGACGACAGCGGCAAGGAGAACAUGGCCUCGUUUAGAUUCCCUGCAUUGGGCGAGACUCCGCGCAGCCUUCGUCGUUCUGCCCCUACGUCGCCAUGGGCGUUGGGAUCAAGGGAUUUCAAUACAAGUGCUGGGCCUCUGCAACCUCUCACGUUUUCUGGGUUCUCCACGCUCGCCUUGCCUGAUGAAGAUGCAACGCAGGAAAUUGAAAUACCUGGACACAGACAGAUGGCCGGCGACGAGUUUGGCUCACCCCAGAACGAUGAAGACUUCAUUGGCAUUGCAAGCACAUUCCCGUCAAUUGCGCCUACCAGGCCGAAACGCGCGCCUAUCCCGUUAGAUUUCAAGAUUCCUACCCCCAGCAACACAUUACCUGCUGGCGUUUUUAAAGCUCUGGUGGGUGAUGAGAAAACUCGCCGUACUAUUUUCGAGCACUCGCAACGGCCGUCCCUCGAUGACAUCGCAGCGCCCGCCAUCUCGAUGUUGCAGCAGCGUUCACAGUCGCGGCUUGUCACUGAUCCCGGACUUCAACGACAACCGUUCCAGUCUCCUGACAUCUUCACGCCCGCUAUUAAGCGUCGCUCCGCUCACAACUCAGAGCUUUCAAAUUUCUCUAUCCCUGCCCUCAACCUCACUAAGCGUCUCGAGACGCAAGCUUUAGAGGACAAGAUUGAAGCAUCAUUAGCCGAAAAAUUCCAAGCACUCCGCGCUGAGAUCGCCAAGGCCAGACCGUCGGCAGGUGGAUCGUCCAUAAGCCCUGCCACAGAAGACAUGAUCACGGAGGUUCUCCAGGAGUCUGCUGCCCGUGGCCUCGACGACAGUCAGAUGGAUGCCCGUGGUGAACUGGACCUUGAGCUCAUUCGCGACAUGAUGCAGCAAGGUCAUGCACAGGGUCUGCUCAUGAUCCAGACCGAGUUGCGCGAGCUCGUGAGUCGCCUCGAGAAAGUUCAACCUACGGGAUCAACCACGGAUCUUGCCCCCGCUCUGGAACAAAUGAACAAGAGGAACAUGCAGAUCAUCCUUAACACCAUCAGCCAGCUGUCGUCACAAAUCGACCAACACUCUCGUCCUUUCGGAGACGAGUGUGACCGACUUUCCUUGGUUACCGAUAUCAUGACUGCUCUGACACCUACCUUUACGGCUCUGCGACCUGAUCCUGUCGACUACAAUCUUCUCACCGCUCAACUUAGCCAAGCUGUCAAGCCAAACAUCGAACAGUUGAUUGAUCUCGCAGCUGACAAACGGGAGACUGCCGGGCUGAUCGUGGAUAGCAUCAUUCCUCUGCUGCCCAAAGUGUCGCUGGAUACCAACGCGGUGAUUGCCCAAAUUACUUCAGAAAUUCGCCGUGUCAUCGCCCCCAUCGACGCGCAUGAAAUCAAGGAGCAACGUCUGGACUCGCGUCUUGCUGUUCGUGACAAGGCGUUCAACGUCGAGGUCGUUUCAGGCAAAGUCGCAGAGAGUCUGGAUGCGCUGGGUGAGGCUCAGCAGCUCGUGGCCAGAAAGAGCGACGAAAUUGUUUCGAAACACGCCGAUCUCCACGCUGUUGUCGCCAGCUUCCCUGCUCAGCUCGAUAAUCUCAAGUGCGCUAUGCAGUUGAAUAGUCAAGAGCUGCAAGUUCAAGCGUCGUUGCAGAGUGAUGAACAAGUUCUAUCGGCUAUCCACCAAUUGGAGGUUGCUAUCAACUCCCUUGCUAGUACUCAUCUAUCCUCCUCCACCCAAAACGAGGAGCUUCUCUCGGCGCACAAGUCCCUCCGCGAGGAUCUUUCUGAACGCAUGAAUGCACUCCCUGAGGCAUUACAUGUAGCCGUCAGCGUUCUUCAAACCGCUCAUGCUGAGUUCGCAGUCUCUAGGGACGCUUCAAAGAGAGACCAGGAAGAGAUUCGCAAACUGAAGGCAGCAAACACUGAACACCAGAUACAAGUGGCGAAGGCCCGCGGAGCCCACGGUCAAGUUCGGGUGGAGAAGGACAACCUUGCUGAACGCCUCAAGGAUGUCGAGUCUGAGAGAGAUAGGCUCCGUGCUCAGGUCGAAGAACUCCAGGGUACUAUCGGAACCCAGAGCAUAGAUGUUGCUGCUGUAGAGUCGCGGAACUGUGAACUAGAGGAAGCGCUUUCUCAGAGCCUUGCACGCCUCAAAGUUUCGGAUGUUGCAACACAAACCAAUCAGGAACGCAUUAGCGAGCUAGAGAAGUUGAACAAGGAGGCAUUGGCCGAGCAAGUCAACCUCAAUUCUAAGGUCGGGGAAUUGGACGCAUCAGUGAAGCUCAUAACGCAUGAGAAGGACUUAGCUGUGCAUUCUCUUGAUCUCCUCCAGAAAGAGCAUGAGCACCUGCUUUCACAGCAGGGUCACUGGGAUGACCUCCACCGCGCGGCUGAGCAAAUUGACAUGCUCACUACCCUUAUGAGUCAGGCUGAUAAUGAAGAACUCAAGGAACUCCGACGGGCUCGUGAACAGAGUCGUAAUCUCGAACACGAGCACGCAGCGCUUCAAAAGCGUUUCAGGGAACAGGAACACAAAUUUUCCAACGCUGAACGCACCGCAAAUGCUGCCAGACAGAACUUGACUCAAGCCCAACAACGUGCCUCUGAGUGGGAGAAACGGGCGAAAGAGUAUGAGGGUGACUUGGAGAUGACACGUACCAGGCUCGAUCAGGAGGAGCAAACUCAUGCUCAGCUUGAUGCGGAUUAUUCUUUGGCAAAACUUCAACUGGAAGAAAAGGAAGCAGAGGACCGCUUGGUUAAGGAUCGCGACCAAAAGUUACGCGACCAAGUUGCGAGCCUUGAGGCCCAAGUUGCUCGGCUUCAGACAGACCUUUCCAAGGCCAAGGCCAAGGCAACCCCAGCCCCACCUAUCGCGUCCUCAUACACCAAAUUUUCCAGCGAGCAUACAGAGUCUCCCCCUCGUCCGGAUUCGCGCUCAAGUACCGUGUUUUCUGGGGACAGAUCAAGAACACCAGUUGCACAGAUGAAUGGCUCUCAUAUACUUCGUAGCGAUACUCCUCCCCAAUCAUCUCCAUCCGUUCGGGAUUCGAUGCACGCACCACGGAAAUAUGCUCAUCUUGGCUCUGGAAUCCCUGCCACUCCUCAGCCCAGACGACCCAUCGGAUCAUAUCGACCUCAAUCUGUAGUCUCGUACGCUUCUCAAUACGCCCCGCAGUCAGUCGCGUCCCCGACGCCAAGUACCAUGAGUAUCAUGAGCACAGUCUCAGUGGACAAAGACGGCUGGUACUCGUGAUAUAUCUGCAUUUGCUCGUUUCAGUCUCAUCAUGAUAUCCUGAUCUAAUCGAUGUCCUUGCAUUCUUUCCGGCCUCUGUUUUGGUCGCAUCUCUUUCUAUAUCCAUUCAUUUUACAUUGGUACUCUCAUUGGAUCCAUCGUCGUAUAUAUACCCUUCAAUUUU